AACUUGUUCCUUUCUCUUCAUUUGACCAGCUGGACUGUUGUGGCCUGUAUCAAUCAUGGAUAAGUUCCAGGCAUUUGGCAAGAACUUCAGUGACCUUGUUUCUGACAGUGCAAACUUCACGCCCUUCGCUGCCCGCACACAGCAGUUGAUCCGGGAGCAGUUGGGCCAGGUGGAGGACAAGACCCAACUCCCUGCUGAGUACAUCGACCUAGAGAAGCGCGUUGACGCUCUGAAGCUGGUGCACCAGAAGCUCCUUCAAGUGACCUCCCAGUACUCAAACGAACCCUACGACUACCCACCCAACAUCCGCGAAUCCUUCAACGACCUAGGCCGCACCAUCAACGAGAAAGUCCAGCUCCUUUCGCAGGCCAGUACUCCUGCCGAAGCUCAGGCCGCCCUGACCGCUCCCCCGGCAGCCAAACCCCAGCCCAAGACCUUUAGUCAUGCCAUUGCGCGUUCUUCUCUAGCUGGGUCGCAGACCCUCGCGUCCACCGCAACCGGCGAUGAUCCCCUUGCGACUGCUUUGGAGAAGUAUGCGCUUGCUUCGGAGAAGGUGGGCGAGGCCCGUCUAGCGCAGGACGCUCAGAUCCAGUCACGCUUCUUAGCUGGGUGGAACACCACUCUUAACACGAACUUGAUGUUUGCUGCAAAGGCGCGCAGAAAUGUCGAGAACGCUCGUCUGAUGCUCGACUCUGUCAAGGCCAAGCACAGCGCUGAUUUGGACAACCUGAGUGAGGAGGCUCGUUCUGAGAUCGAGCAGGCCGAAGAUGAAUUCGUCGGGCAGACGGAAGAGGCCGUGAGCGUGAUGAAGAAUGUCCUUGAUACCCCCGAGCCCCUGAGGAACCUCGCCGAUCUUAUCGCUGCACAGCUGGAAUACCACAAGCGAUCCUACGAAAUUCUUAGCGAGUUGGCUCCUGUUGUUGACUCGCUUCAGGUUGAGCAAGAGGCCAGCUACCGCAAGAGCCGCGAGGGCGCAUAGAUGAGAGUGAUCAGUGAUAUUUGUUAUUUGUCUACCCUAUCAACCACCCAUAUCUCUUGAUUUUCUUUUCUUCUUCCACCCAGUCUACCACCUUUCGUGACCUUUUUGUUUUGGACUUGUAAGGACGUUUGAUAUCCCUGGACGGUGGAUGUGGUUUUAAUCGAACCCUCUAAAUCCUUCAUCGAAAUUAACUGUAUUUCCAAUAACCCCCCUGCCCACUAGACACAUUGCCUGAACCAAAGCAAUUCUCUAUCUGGCGCUCCGUAGCUAUUCCCAUCGCUGUAACCCCUAGUCACGGCCUCCUGAAAUUUCAACUCAUACAAGGGGAUCCACUAAACACAUGCUCUCACGUCAUUUAUAAAUCCAUACUCUUUAACACACCA
Molecule: messenger RNA, 1362 nt
Organism: Aspergillus versicolor CBS 583.65
Lineage: Eukaryota; Fungi; Ascomycota; Eurotiomycetes; Eurotiales; Aspergillaceae
Product: BAR domain-containing protein
Exons: 5
Coding region: 56-979 (307 amino acids)
Cellular component (GO): cytoplasm
Molecular function (GO): protein binding
Source: RefSeq, a predicted model, not a curated record